Molecule: messenger RNA, 930 nt
Organism: Anopheles maculipalpis
Lineage: Eukaryota; Metazoa; Arthropoda; Insecta; Diptera; Culicidae
Product: brachyurin-like
Exons: 1
Coding region: 1-930 (309 amino acids)
Biological process (GO): proteolysis
Molecular function (GO): serine-type endopeptidase activity
Source: RefSeq, a predicted model, not a curated record
AUGAAGUUUGUCGGUGCGUUUGCUUUCGUUGGCCUGUUGGCCACCUUCUGCACCCCGCAUGCCAGUGCUAAGUCGAUCGAUAUCGACUUUACGCGGGUCAUUUCGAUCGAGGAGACGGAACGCUACUGGCGCCGCCUACCGGCCGAGAUGCAGUACCUGCGUUCGGUUGAGGAACCACCGCGUCGCAUCACCAACGGUCAGCUAGCGGCGACCGCUCAGUUCCCGUACCAGGCCGUUGUUUACAGUGAUGCCGGCGAUGGCUACUACAGCUUGUGCGGUGGUUCUAUCCUGACGAAAAACUACAUCCUGACGGCGGCCCACUGUGUCACGGACGAUUUAGACCAGACCGCACCGGGUGGUAUCGUUAUUCUCGGUGCUACCGAUCGUACCGUUGUUCAGUCGACCCAACAGCGCAUGACGUUCAGCAAGGCGGGCAUCCGUGUUCAUCCGCAGUACAAUUCGGUCAGCAUCCGGAAUGAUAUCGCUACCGUCCGGUUGGACACACCGGCCGUCUUCAACGCCUACGUGAAUGUGAUCGAUCUACCUGCCCUGUCCGAUGCGCGUCAGUUUGGCGGUGUGGAGGGUACGGCUUCCGGCUUUGGACGUACCACGGACACGUCCGCUCCUUCGUCGGUGCUGAUGUUUGUGCGCAACCCGGUCAUGACGAAUGCGCAGUGCAAUCUUUACUGGAGCACAUCCUCGGUGGAGGCGCAGAACGUGUGUCUUGAUCCGACCGGCGGACGUUCGGCGUGCAACGGUGACUCGGGUGGCCCAUUGACGGUGCAGGAUGCGGGCCGCAGUCUGCAGGUGGGCAUCGCAUCGUUUGUUUCGGCCCGUGGCUGCACGUCCGGGGCGCCAUCCGUGUGGGUGCGUGUGUCUUACUUCCGCGACUGGAUUCGUCAAAAUUCGGACUACGUGUUCCGUGCUUAG